GCUUACGAAAUUUUCUACCAUACAUACAUGCCAUAUUUAUCCCACCGCCUAAACCUGGUCUAUAAAUAAAUAAAAAAACGCGUCUAACCAGUUCAGUGGUGACAGUGUAAAAGAAAGGGUGAGGGUUUAGAGAGUUAAUAAUAUGGCGCAGCAAGUGAAUAACGAAACAACACCUUCAACACCGGGGAAAUUAAAACCGGAUAAACCUCAUCACCGCUUUAGAAUCCACCCUCCACAUUCAAGAUACACAUUCAUCUGCAUUCUCUUAUCCGCUUUUCUUGUUUUUCUUUUAUUCUCCACCUUCAACCCUCCACCACCGUCAACCACCGCACCCCGCCGUGUCCUCGGUGACUCAUGGGGUGGUUCUCACUGGGAACGUCUUGUGUCGAAAUCAACUCGCCGGAAUUCGGCAUCCAACAAAAUCGUUCUCGUCACCGGAUCCGCUGGUUUCGUCGGAAGUCAUGUCGCACUCGCUUUAAAACGCCGCGGCGACGGUGUUCUUGGGAUUGAUAAUUUCAAUCGGUACUAUGAUGUUAACCUAAAACACGCCCGUCAGAAGCUUCUAGAACGCGCCGGAAUUUUCGUCGUGGAAGGUGAUAUCAACGACGGUACGCUUCUCAAGAAGCUUUUCGAUGUGGUUCCGUUUACUCACGUGAUGCAUCUCGCGGCACAAGCUGGUGUUCGCUAUGCUAUGCAAAACCCUAACUCAUACGUUCACAGCAACCUCGCUGGUUUCACCGUUCUUCUAGAAGCGUGUAAAUCUGCAAAUCCUCAACCAGCAAUUGUUUGGGCUUCGUCCAGCUCCGUUUAUGGAUUGAAUUCGAAGGUUCCUUUUUCGGAGAAAGAUCGAACAGACCAACCGGCGAGUCUCUACGCGGCGACGAAGAAAGCCGGUGAAGGAAUUGCACAUACUUAUAAUCAUAUCUACGGGCUUUCAAUCACCGCGUUGCGAUUUUUCACGGUUUAUGGGCCUUGGGGAAGGCCUGAUAUGGCGUAUUUCUUCUUCACAAAGGAUAUUUUGAAGGGGAAACAGAUAACAGUGUUUGAAUCACCAGAUGGUGGAUCAGUGGCUAGGGAUUUUACAUACAUUGAUGAUGUUGUUAAGGGUUGUUUAGGGGCUCUGGAUACGGCAAAAAAGAGUACUGGGAGUGGUGGGAAGAAGAAGGGUUCGGCUCAAUUUAGGGUUUUUAAUUUGGGGAAUACUUCACCUGUUCCUGUGAGUAAGCUUGUUGCUAUUUUGGAGAAGCUUUUGAAGGUUAAUGCAAAGAAGAGAGUGCUUCCUAUGCCGAGAAACGGCGAUGUUAAAUUCACUCAUGCUAAUAUUAGUCUGGCUCAGAGGGAAUUUGGUUAUAAACCUACCAUUGAUUUGGAAACAGGGUUGAGGAAGUUUGUGAAGUGGUAUCUUGAGUUUUAUUCUUCUGGGUCUAUCAAGAAGGGAUCUUCAUCUUGGUGAUUCUUUUGCUGCAUUUGUCAUUGCUUUCUUUUCUUUUACAAUGGAUAUUUUAGUUUAUUUUUCUCUUUUUGUAAUUUGCUUUUUUUUUAGUCUUCCCCUUCUAGGUUAGUCCUUGUACAUUCUUCAUUUCUGAUUUGAGAGAUCAAAUUGAUAUGACUCUACUAAUUAUGUUUCAUGAUAUGCUCUCUUUUUUUAUUUUAUUUUUUAUGUUUUGAAUUCAGAUUCAGGAUUCUGAUUAUUGCCUGGUAAUAUGAAAUUGUACUCUGAAUUUGAUUGUAUGAACAAUUUAUUUAAUUAAUUAUUCAA
Messenger RNA from Medicago truncatula (barrel medic), 1759 nucleotides. Its product is annotated as UDP-glucuronate 4-epimerase 5. The record is from RefSeq and is a predicted model, not a curated record. Lineage: Eukaryota; Viridiplantae; Streptophyta; Magnoliopsida; Fabales; Fabaceae. The coding region runs from base 143 to 1453 and encodes 436 amino acids. The transcript has a single exon.